CCGGGCGAUCCGCAUCUCCACUUCUUGAUACUUUCAGGUUCUGGAUGACGAUGCUGAAGAUGGAAGUCCUUGCUUGUUAUGAAGCUGUGGAGCUAUGUUGGGGGAGAUCAUUGUAAGAGUGACUCCCGAGAGGUGUUCCGAGUGAGGUAUCACAUCUAGGUACGGUGUCAUGGAUAGAGGGAGAUAUGCUGAGAGGUACUACCGACGUAUUAACCGAUUGAUGUUGCACAAGGGGUAGUGAGAUUGUGUUGGUAGCCAUGAUGUCACUGCGUUGGUAUUGUAUAAGUACACUCAACUCACCUGCGUCUCUCUUUACGAUAACUUGAAACCAUACUUACCUGCACUCUACACGAAAUACUACGAAGUCAUCAUGGACACCUACAAAGACACCUUUCAGCUCCCCCGCAUCAAGGGCCAACCCCUGCAUGUCCUCAUCGUCGGCGCUGGCAUCGCAGGCCUUUCCGCCGCCCUGGCGAUCCAUAAAACCGGCCACAAAGUAACCAUCCUCGAGCGGGUGCGGGAAAUCGCCGAGGUCGGGGCGGGCAUCCAGAUGGCGCCGAAUGCAGCGCGGAUUCUCGGUCGCUUGGGUCUACUGGAGAAGGUCAUGGAGAAGGCGAAUGUGUUGGCGAUGAAUUCUCUCCGACGGUAUAAGAAUGAUGAGGAGCUGGGGAAGGCGGAGUUGAUGCCUUCUGUCGGAGAAAAGUAUCACGCCCCCCUUGCAGUCAUCCAUCGUGGCGACUUGCAAAGUAUCCUGCUUGAGGCGGUACGGUCGGAAAAUAUCCCCAUUCGAACUGACUCGCGAGUUGUCUGUGCGGCGCCUGAUUUCUCUGCGCGCGUGCAGCUUCAUACCGGGGAAUGGGUAUCCGGGGAUGUUGUUAUCGGGGCGGAUGGGAUCAAAUCCGAUCUGCGACACCAGAUGGCGGCGCAACAUGGUGUUCAGGAUAUUUGUCAGCCGACCGGGGAUGCGGCGUACCGGAUCCAGAUCCCUGAGGAUAAAAUGAAAGGGGAUCCGCGGGCGCGGGAGUUACUGAAAAAGAAUGUCGGGAUGCGGUGGAUGGGACCGGGAGGCCAUAUUAUGGCGUAUCCGAUGAAGAAUAAUACCGUGUAUAAUAUGGUGUUGUUGCAUCCGCAGAAAGAAGGCGCGGAGACGGAGGAAAGCUGGACGAAUAAGGGAGAUAAACGGGAGAUGGAGGAAUUUUAUUCCGAGUGGAAUGAACUCGUUCGCGAUUUAUUGAGUUAUGUUCCGGAUGGGGAGGUGAUGGAGUGGACGCUGAACUCGCAUUUCCCGCUGCCGACGUGGAUUGAGAAUCGCGUGGUUCUGAUGGGCGAUGCGUGCCAUCCUAUGCUGCCGUAUGUGGCGCAGGGAGCGGCGCAGGCGAUCGAAGAUGCUGGAGUGCUCGGGUGUGUGUUGGCCUUGACGGACAAUAUCGAUAGCGCAUUGGCGGUUUAUGAGCGGGUACGAAAGGAUCGCGCCGAAAAGAUUCAGAAGAGUGCGGCAGUUACACGGAAAGCGCUGCAUUUGCCGGAUGGCGAGGAACAGCGCAAGCGCGACGAGGCUAUUCGCGGCCCUGGGAAGAAUCCGGAUCUUUGGGCGGAUAAAUCCUGGCAGGAUUUCAUGUGGGGUACGGAUGUCAUGAAGGAGACCGUCGACAACUUCGACGAUUUGGUUGCUCGCAGUCACGGAUACCAUCCACAUGCGUUGAAUGCGGUGGCUUAUUAGGAUGCUUCUUUUUGUGAUAAAUCCGACCGAGGGACCUGUCAAUAAUAACAAUGGUGGAUAUCGUGUGAGAUUCGGCGACUCCGUGGAAUUGUACAUCCAGCGACCACAAUGAUACACCUAGUAAAGAAGCAAACGAGCUUGUCGGCAUCUAGACCCGGCGAUCAGCCAGCCAACCAACCCGGGGUUCAGCAUCACACCCACAGCAUCCAUCCUAAGCAACCUUGGUGCCCCGAAGGUCCAACCAUCCCCAUCCAGCUGAUUGCGCCUCCUGCGGUGAUGCCGGCCAGAGUGACACGUCAAGGCAGCCACUAAGCACAACACUGCUACACGGCGAGAAAUUGAGAAUCGCAUACCUUAUGAUGUUGAAUGGAUUCGAAUUCCGAAGAAAUCCCGUCUGGUGGAGGGAAAAGGUGACUAAGUAAGGGGUAGACUCAGCUUAAUCUACUCCAAUCUAUU
Molecule: messenger RNA, 2176 nt
Organism: Aspergillus costaricaensis CBS 115574
Lineage: Eukaryota; Fungi; Ascomycota; Eurotiomycetes; Eurotiales; Aspergillaceae
Product: salicylate hydroxylase
Exons: 3
Coding region: 371-1720 (449 amino acids)
Biological process (GO): secondary metabolite biosynthetic process
Molecular function (GO): monooxygenase activity; FAD binding
Source: RefSeq, a predicted model, not a curated record